UGAAAGGGGAGUGAAGUGUGUCGUAUACCGCGACACGAAACUACGCUACUUUCCCAUAAGAUUUUGUUGCAAGUGAAAAGGUUCGUCGACUCAACAACAACAAAAAAAGAUUUCAAAAUGCCAUCCUACGACGAUAAUGAAGUCUUCAGAAGAUCAAAUGAUUGAAUACCGCGACACCUUUUCACUUUUCGACAAACAAGGAGAUGGAAAAGUGGAAUGUAGUAGCCUUGGUGAAAUGUUAAGAGCACUCGGACUAAACCCAACAGAAGCUGAAGUUAAAAAAAUCGUUGCAGAAAUUGAUCCAACUGGACAAAAGCGAAUCACGUUUGAGGAAUUCAUUCCGUUAUAUCAUGCUCAAAGUAAAAAGAAAAACGGUGGUUCAAUGGAAGCCUUCGCUGAAGCUUUCCGCAUCUUCGAUCGUGAAAACAAUGGUAUGGUAAGCGUGGCUGAAGUAAGGCAUCUAUUAACAAGUCUGGGUGAGAAGUUGUCAUCUGAAGAUGUAGAUGUAUUGGUACAGGGCAUGGAAGAUAACUCUGGCAUGGUCAAUUAUGAAGAGUUUGUUCGAGGCGUGAUGUCAUGAAAAAAGGACUCGAGAUUCAGCUUUUAUAUCUUUAUUUUUUUUUUUCGUUACUGUUAUUAUUAUUAUUAUUUUUAUUAGUUUUCAAUCCGUAAUUUAAAAUAUAUUGAAGGAAAGGGUUUUUUUCUGCGAUAUAAUAACUGGGUCAUUAUGUAUGUCAUGUAAAGGAUACAAUUUUUUCUUUCUUGUAUAUUCAUGUUAUCUAUUUUUAUAUGUCUAUUUUUUGGCAAUAUAAUUAUAUUGAAUCUUUGUAAAAUAAAAGAGAAAUGAAAGAAUGUAUCCCAUUUCACAGUAAAAAUGUUUUUACCAUAUAUGAAA
Hydractinia symbiolongicarpus is the source of this 895-nucleotide messenger RNA. RefSeq names its product myosin-2 essential light chain-like. The coding region runs from base 137 to 580 and encodes 147 amino acids. The transcript has 5 exons. Gene Ontology annotation, molecular function: calcium ion binding. NCBI's taxonomy places the organism in Eukaryota, Metazoa, Cnidaria, Hydrozoa, Anthoathecata, Hydractiniidae. The record is from RefSeq and is a predicted model, not a curated record. Gene Ontology annotation, cellular component: myosin II complex.